AUGGAUGCAUGGAAGCCCGAGGAGGACCGCGGAGGUGACCGCGAGCUGAAACCCACCCCACCUUUGGCUUCUUCUUCGUCUUCCUGUUCGAAGAGAAGCCAGCUGCCGGUGCAGAAACGAGUGGUGUCGGUUACCGUCGGCUCGAAGCCCCUACACGCCGGUGAGGCGUUCCCGCCGUCGGAUUCAUGGUCAUGGAGGAAGUACGGGCAGAAGCCCAUCAAAGGCUCCCCUUAUCCCAGGAGUUACUACAGGUGCAGUAGCUGCAAGGGUUGCCCGGCGAGGAAGCAGGUGGAGUGCAGCCGCCUGGACCCCACCAAGCUCAUCGUCACCUACUCCUUCGACCACAACCACCUCUGUCCCCUCCCCAGGAACGGCAGCCACCACCAGAACCGCCUACCUCCUCCGGCGCCGCCCCCCAUAGAGGAGCCAGCGCCGCCAGCUCAGUCAGGCUUCAGACCGCUCGAGUCCACGCCCGAGCAGGAGGCGAAGUACCCCGUCGUGAUCGGGAAGAACGAGCCGCUGCAGCUGGUCGACGGCGGCCGCCUCCCAUGGUUCUCCGACGUGGCUUCUGCUUCCACUACCUCGGCUGGCUCCGACGAGCUGCUCUACGGCUCCCUCCAUUUCGGUAGCGACGCGGCCACGGGAUCGAUGGCGGGGGAGAGGGAGGCUGGGCUGGGGGAGGAGUCGCUGUUCGCGGGGCUGGGGGAGCUGCCGGAGUACUCAGUGGUGCUCCGCUGGGGACUGACGUCGGGGCACACCGGGUGA
Molecule: messenger RNA, 765 nt
Organism: Musa acuminata subsp. malaccensis (wild Malaysian banana)
Lineage: Eukaryota; Viridiplantae; Streptophyta; Magnoliopsida; Zingiberales; Musaceae
Product: probable WRKY transcription factor 65
Biological process (GO): regulation of DNA-templated transcription
Cellular component (GO): nucleus
Molecular function (GO): transcription cis-regulatory region binding; DNA-binding transcription factor activity
Source: RefSeq, a predicted model, not a curated record